AUGAAUGAAUAUCGUGAAUGUAGUGUUUGUGGCGCCAAUAACAGGGAUAACCCGGAUAUACGACUUGGUGAGAACUAUGUACGCAAAGGGAGUGGUACUUACACGUGCGAGAAAGACAGACAAUUUUUUAUUAAAAACAUUAAUCUAAAAAGCAAGAAAAAGUGUCAGGGUCAGGACAUAGGACCAAACGAUGAGGAGAAUCAUAAUAUAAAAGAUUGUGGGCCAUGUCGACUUCACAAGUGUAUUAGGAUCGGGAUGAGACAGAAACACAAACCACAAGAUAUGCCACAAAACAGCUCCACUCAUACGAAACGUCAGAGAAAUAACACGACCGACACGUCGGCCUUUGAUUUAAUGAAAUGGCCAUCUAAUAGCCUUGGAAAUGGCCAGGGUCACUCAGCAACUAUUAAUGGUUUUAACAGACACCCGACACAAUCAUUCCCGCCGUCCCUCAAUGCAGACACGCAUAAUAAUUUCGAGGAAACUCAGUUGUCAAAGUGUAAUGACCAGGUUUAUGAUAACCAAUAUAAAUCCAAUUUAAUUGCAAACAAUGGUUAUAAUUUUGGCGCGAAUUCUACGGGUAAUCGCAACAACAGUAUGAACACAUCGUUCAAUCAACCAAACCUAACACAUACAUCGGAAGCACAGACUGGAUGGCCAUAUACUGAACCCCUAACGCUAAGUUACGGGACAUCCAUUUCAGUCAAUUCGUUUGAAAGUACUUCCAGUCCUUUGGUUACCGAUACUAUUAAUACGGAUAAUAACGUAAUAUACCCUGUUUUCCAAGACUUAGUGGAUCUCGAGUCGCCAACUAAUGAAGGAACAGUAGGCCAGGAACUGGAAUAUACGUAUAUAAACGGAGCCCUUCCUCAACAACAACCCCAACAAUCAGCCAAUACUUCAACGGCAGUCGAGUCCUAUGAGACAGGACUCGCAUCCCAACCCAAUGUCUACAAUAAUAUAAUAGUGAAUCAGUCGAACGACUUGCACAAUAAUAUUGUCUACGAUAUGAUUCACACGUUAAUUAAUAAAAUUAACCUUGGUUUUGAGAAUAAAGCGAAAUUAAUGACCAAGGAAAUAGUGGAUGAGUUAAUGCAAAAGGGUCCAGGCCGGUUCAAGCAGUUGUUGGAUACGGCUGGACUGCACCGGGAGGCCGAGGCUGUUGUCAAGAUGUUCAUAAUGAAGGAGCCCUGGGAGUGCACCACUGAUGUCGAGUUAAAUAUGAUAAAAGCACCUAAACUGCGAUCAGGAGACUCACGAUAUUUCCAAAUGAAUUCCCAUCCGAGGGGUCGGGCCAUCAUAUUUGCGGCCACAGAUGGCCUGGACGUCGAGAUAUUGAGAUGGAGAUCCAUUUUCGCACAGUUAGACUUCAAGUGUGAGGUAUAUGCGGACUCCACAUGCUCUGAGAUCAAGGAUAAGCUGUUGGGGGUGUCGUGUCAGCGAUUCGUCGCCGACGCCCUCUUUGUGAUGGUUAUCGGCGGCGGAUAUGACGAGAAGGUCUGCGGUUUCGGCGAUCGUCGCGACAAUGAGAUGUCGUUCACAGAAAUUGUGGACAUAUUCUCCGCUAAUAAUGUUAAGAGUGAUGUGUCUCUUAGGAUGAAACCGAAAAUAUUUGUUUUCAACACUUUCUCUAUUGUUAAGAAUACAUGGCGUUACCCCAAUGAAAGUAUAACACUAUUUGGACAGGCAUUCAGUUAUUCAAUCGCACAGUAUGCGUGCAAUUAUCACCUUACUAAUUUAGUUGGAAAGACGGUGAAACGACUGACGGAUGAGCAUGGUGAAAAUCAUCCACAAAUAAUCCUGAACUCGGUAGACAUGACACGAGAUAUAUAUUUCAAUCCUGAUAAUAACGUGAAACAAUAA
Messenger RNA from Oppiella nova, 1863 nucleotides. Lineage: Eukaryota; Metazoa; Arthropoda; Arachnida; Sarcoptiformes; Oppiidae. The record is from the annotation of a GenBank genome assembly.